UUCAACGAAAAAAGAUAACUGGUGCAGAAUACGAGGAGCUUAUAAAAUUUCACAAGUUUCUUGAUAAAUAACAUUUGAAAAUUAACUUUAAUUGAAUUAAAUACAAUGGCAGAUUUGGAUCUAAGUGGAGGUGAUCAUAAAGUUGAUUCCGAAUUGCAGGAGUUCUUAUUAGUUGAGAAACAGAGAGCUCAAGUUAAUGCACAAAUUCACGAAUUCAAUGACAUUUGCUGGGAUAAGUGCGUUGAUAAGCCAGGAUCAAAAUUAGACAGCAGAACAGAAACAUGUCUAAAUAAUUGCGUUGAUAGAUUCAUCGAUACAUCACUUUUAAUAACAAAUCGUCUCGCUCAAUUAAUCCAAAAGCAAUCGAGUGGAUUAUCAUAAAUAAGAUUUCUGUAACAAAUUAAUGUAGAUCCAUAAAGUUGUCAUCCGAUUAAAGUAUAG
Chironomus riparius is the source of this 441-nucleotide messenger RNA. The record is from the annotation of a GenBank genome assembly. NCBI's taxonomy places the organism in Eukaryota, Metazoa, Arthropoda, Insecta, Diptera, Chironomidae.